AUGGAGAACGAUAUUCAACUGGAUUACGAGGAGGAAAUUGAUGGAGCCGAUUUGGUGGAAAGGGAUUCAACGGAGGCUUCAUCAUCGCGAGCUUUCACAGAGGAUUUUGAGAAGGAGAAAAACAAGUCAACGAAUCUAACUGGCGAUAUUCCAACUCACAAUGAUGUUUCUGCUGACGAGAUGGUUUCUCUGUAUGAGGAAAUGCAAGCGCGUGGUGGUGAUUUCAUUCUUCGAGCUGUUCUCGUUCGUGGUGUCGACGGUAUGACUGCGUUUGAUGUUGAGAAGAUCUUUGCCGAGUUCAAGCCCUAUCGAGUGGAGAUUCUGAAGGACAUGUCGGCUCUCGUUUACUUCACGAAUCGACCUGCUGCCGCGUUGAUGAUGCUUCGAAUGUGCAAGAGGCUGCGACGAGUUCGUGGUGCGAAACGGGUUGAAGAGGAGGGUGAAGUGCUGGAAUCGUCAGAAGAAGAGGAGGAAGAGGGCGUUUUGAAAGAGGAGAAUGGAGAUGAUGUUGAGAUCAUCGCUAAAGGCCCAGACCACAAGCCGAAGCAAAGGAGCGCACAGAAUGUAAAGAUUGAUGUGGACGUGGUUCAAAUUCCAGUGGGUCGAUGGCGAGUAGUUACUGAGCACGUUGCCGAUCGCCGUCUGCUGAUUAUUCGUUUUGCAAAACGAGAUGAAAUCAAAAGUUCAAAGGAAAAUCGAAUAGAUGUUGGCAGCGAUCGCAAGAGGAAAAUUGACGACAAUAAUGGGGAUCCCGACUCCGGUUGGUUAGGUGAAACAACUGUCCGACCUGGUCUAAACGUUUUUGAUGAACGAGGAAAAGAGUUGGAAUGGGACUACGAACAUGACACUCGUUUCUUCGAAGGCCCAGAAGGUCCAGUUAAUUCUGCUGAAGAUCCCGAAAUAAAGAAAUGGGGUGCAGACGACGCAGCUCCUCCGAAGAAAAUCCGUGGUCGCGGUGCUGCACGUGCUCAUCUGCUUUUCUUGGACAAAAAUGCUGACACAAUGCGAGCUGACACUGAAUCAAAAACGGCAAAGAAGGGCAGAGAACGAAAUGCCGGUUCGGAGUCGCGCUUAUCUGGAGAUGUACCACUGGACAAAGGUCACAAAAGCACUCGGUGGAUUCGCGGCCAAAAAAUCACAUUUGAUACUGAAAAUGAA
Molecule: messenger RNA, 1158 nt
Organism: Mesorhabditis belari
Lineage: Eukaryota; Metazoa; Nematoda; Chromadorea; Rhabditida; Rhabditidae
Source: the annotation of a GenBank genome assembly